Fusarium keratoplasticum is the source of this 885-nucleotide messenger RNA. Its product is annotated as DUF2263 domain-containing protein. The record is from RefSeq and is a predicted model, not a curated record. The transcript has a single exon. The coding region runs from base 1 to 885 and encodes 294 amino acids. Lineage: Eukaryota; Fungi; Ascomycota; Sordariomycetes; Hypocreales; Nectriaceae.
AUGGGGCACAACGGGUCUCAGUCUCUGCAGGACAUCCUCAAAAACGUUGCACAGGAGACUUUGGGCCUUCUGCCUAAUCUCCUAGGCCAGCUCCAAAGCACAGCCGCCGCCCACGCUGCGCGCAAGUACUCGCUCGAGACCCUUCAUCGCCUGGAUCCGAACUACUGCCCUUCGUAUCCUCAGCCGGCUACCAUUAGAGUCAUUAACGAGGAUACUCUCAACGCUGCUAUUCGUCUGUCGCAGUCGCUCAAAGUUGGCCCACCCGACCCUCGAAUGGCCAGCCCGCAUGUGGCCAUCCUCAAUUUUGCGAACCGCUACAAGCCCUGCGGUGGAUUUCUAAAUGGCCGCAUGGCUCAAGAGGAGGCGCUGUGCUACCGCAGCUCUCUGGCUCUGAGCCUUAACAGAAAUCUCUAUCCGCUCUCUGGGCAAGAAGCUCUCUACAGCCCGUAUGUGCUUAUCUUUCGUCAUGACAUGGCUCAUGGGCAUCGCAUCAUGAGAGAGGUUUCUCCUAGAAACCUCCCUGUCGUCAGUGCCGUGACCAUCGCGGCCCUCUAUCGUCCUAGGAUUCACACGUUCAAGCUAAGGGGCGGCAUCGAACAGCCAGUCUUUGAAAAGGACGAGGAUCGUAACAUCACCAAGAACAAAAUGAGACUUGCCCUGCGGAUCGCGGCUCGCAAAGGACACCGCUCCCUUGUUCUUGGGGCGUUUGGGUGUGGCGUGUACGCAAACCCUCCCGAGGACGUUGCCCAUUGCUGGUUGGAGGUGCUUCGUGAGAAGGAGUUUCAUGGGAACUGGUGGCGUGAGGUCUGGUUUGCUGUCUAUGAUCCGAAGCAGGAGGGUAACUACGAGAUCUUUCAGAAGGUCCUUGCUGGCAAGAGAGUUUGA